Bathycoccus prasinos is the source of this 1080-nucleotide messenger RNA. RefSeq names its product polyubiquitin. The transcript is spliced from 2 exons. Lineage: Eukaryota; Viridiplantae; Chlorophyta; Mamiellophyceae; Mamiellales; Bathycoccaceae. Gene Ontology annotation, biological process: modification-dependent protein catabolic process; protein ubiquitination. Gene Ontology annotation, molecular function: protein tag activity; ubiquitin protein ligase binding. The record is from RefSeq and is a predicted model, not a curated record. Bases 1 to 1080 code for a protein of 359 amino acids. Gene Ontology annotation, cellular component: nucleus; cytoplasm.
AUGCAAAUUUUCGUGAAAACCUUGACGGGCAAAACCAUCACCUUGGAAGUGGAGUCUUCGGAUACCAUCGAUAACGUGAAAGCGAAGAUCCAAGAUAAAGAAGGUACGUUUCGUGUAAAGAGUCGUCGUUUGAAAUUUUGCCUCCUCGCUCUCUUGGAUUCUGCGACGACGAUCGAAUCGUCACUCGCGCUGCGUUCGAAGAAAUCCUCCGAGAGAAGAGAGAGAGAAAAAGAGAGCGCACUCUCUCGCGCGCGUGGAAUUCCGCCGGAUCAGCAGCGAUUGAUUUUCGCCGGUAAGCAGUUAGAAGACGGCAGAACGUUGGCCGAUUACAACAUCCAGAAGGAGUCUACGUUGCACUUGGUGUUGCGUUUGAGAGGCGGGAUGCAAAUCUUCGUCAAGACUUUGACUGGCAAAACCAUCACGUUGGAAGUUGAGUCUUCCGACACCAUCGACAACGUCAAGGCGAAGAUCCAAGACAAGGAAGGUAUCCCGCCGGAUCAGCAGCGAUUGAUUUUCGCCGGUAAGCAGUUAGAAGACGGCAGAACGUUGGCCGAUUACAACAUCCAGAAGGAGUCUACGUUGCACUUGGUGUUGCGUUUGAGAGGCGGGAUGCAAAUCUUCGUCAAGACUUUGACUGGCAAAACCAUCACGUUGGAAGUCGAGUCUUCCGACACCAUCGACAACGUCAAGGCGAAGAUCCAAGACAAGGAAGGUAUCCCGCCGGAUCAGCAGCGAUUGAUUUUCGCCGGUAAGCAGUUAGAAGACGGCAGAACGUUGGCCGAUUACAACAUCCAGAAGGAGUCUACGUUGCACUUGGUGUUGCGUUUGAGAGGCGGGAUGCAAAUCUUCGUCAAGACUUUGACUGGCAAAACCAUCACGUUGGAAGUCGAGUCUUCCGACACCAUCGACAACGUCAAGGCGAAGAUCCAAGACAAGGAAGGUAUCCCGCCGGAUCAGCAGCGAUUGAUUUUCGCCGGUAAGCAGUUAGAAGACGGCAGAACGUUGGCCGAUUACAACAUCCAGAAGGAGUCUACGUUGCACUUGGUGUUGCGUUUACGAGGCGGCGAAGAAAGACAAUAA